Molecule: messenger RNA, 1533 nt
Organism: Trichoplax adhaerens
Lineage: Eukaryota; Metazoa; Placozoa; Uniplacotomia; Trichoplacea; Trichoplacidae
Exons: 8
Coding region: 1-1533 (510 amino acids)
Biological process (GO): protein phosphorylation
Molecular function (GO): ATP binding; protein kinase activity
Source: RefSeq, a predicted model, not a curated record
AUGACUACAACAAUACAAACAACCAGCAGGGAUAUUAUUUUGUCGACACAACCUGAAGAUCUACGAAAACAACAAGAUCGAUUCAGUAACUCAUGUCAUUUCAGUGAACUAAAUCAAAGCCAUACCGUGGAUGAAAGUUUGCUAUGUCGCGACAAAACUUCAACAUUUGGGUUAGAAAUGCAUUGUGAUAGCCAUUCCGAUCCAAAUAUUUGCACUCCAGGGGUUAAAAAUGCCAAUUUCUUUGGCAGUACCGCCGAUGAAUCGGAUUUGCAGUCAGUACAAUAUCAUAGUCAAGCGUCGUAUACAAAUGAUGAAGAUUCGCUGUUACCCUCAUCAGCAUCGUCUAUUUAUUCGUCAUCAUUUUACUCAGAUAGUUUUAACAGCUUGUCAGGCCUUGUUACAUCACCAAAUACAUUACCAAUGCAUUCAUCACAAUUUCUAAUGCCACCAUCACCAGCGCCAUCGGAGCGCCGCCAUUCUAUCACAAGUACAUGGCCUCAAAGUGCUGGUCACCAUUUCCCUAUGGAUAAUACUCAAUUUAGUUAUCAAGGUACUCCUGUUUCAUCUCCUCCCUAUAAUGGCCAUAACAAUUAUGAACGAUUACACUUGGUAUCAGGGGACGCUUUCGACGAUCAAUUUGAAGAACUUAAGGAAUCCUUAAAAGAAUGGCUAGUUCUUCUUUGUGAUCUAAAAUUUGGUGAUCGACUUAAAACUGGUUAUAAAGGUUCCAUCUACAAAGGCCGAUGGCAUGGAGAAGUUAUGAUUCAUACAAGAGAGAAUUUAAAUAAGAAGGAAAUUUCUGAUUUAUGGCAAGAAGUAUCUAUUUUAAGUAUGAUUCGCCAUGACAAUAUCUCUUUAUUUAUGGGAGCUUGCUUCGAACCCCCAUUUUAUGCAAUUAUUACAAGCAUGCGUAAAGGACACUCAUUAUAUCAUCACACACAUCAUCGCCACGAUAAAUUAUCGAUGAAGACUAAAUUGCAAAUUGCGCGUCAGAUUGCACACGGAAUGGGUUAUUUACAUGCCAAAGGAAUCGUUCAUACCAAAUUGUGUUCUAGAAAUAUUUUUCUAGAAUCAAAAGUGAAAAUUUCAAUCACAGAUUAUAGCACUUAUAAUGGCACAUCUUAUCGUAGUGAAAACACCAGUAUUAUUCCACAUGGCCAUUUAACAUAUAUUAGUCCUGAAUUAAUGAGAACAAUGAUUGUUGAUCCACCGAAUUUCAACAUGUCCAUGCCCUAUACAUAUUAUUCCGAUAUGUAUGCUUUUGGAACUAUACUUUAUGAACUAGUCGCAUUUGAAUGGCCAUUUGCUGGCGAACCAGAGGAUGUUACUAUAUGGAAAAUUGGAAAUGGUUGUAAGCAGAGUUUGAAUCAUAUCAAUUGUCCACCAAAAUUAAAGAAAAUUAUCAACAUGUGUUGGUCGCAUAAUAUCGCUCAAAGACCACAGUUUGUAGAUAUGGCGAAAUCAUUACAAAACAACCCAAUUGAAGGCCUAAUCUUGGCAGAAACGAUUGAUUAUGUUGUAAACUAUUGCUAA